Molecule: messenger RNA, 3143 nt
Organism: Penaeus indicus
Lineage: Eukaryota; Metazoa; Arthropoda; Malacostraca; Decapoda; Penaeidae
Product: Na(+)/H(+) exchanger beta-like
Exons: 21
Coding region: 1-2643 (880 amino acids)
Biological process (GO): proton transmembrane transport; regulation of intracellular pH; potassium ion transmembrane transport
Cellular component (GO): plasma membrane
Molecular function (GO): sodium:proton antiporter activity; potassium:proton antiporter activity
Source: RefSeq, a predicted model, not a curated record
AUGGCUCUUAUGGAGUCGAAAUCCUCCUCAUACUCUUACGACUCUAUUUCUACGAGGUGUAGCUUGCACUCCUGUUUUGACAGGAUUACAGUCAGUCAAAAAAUAAAUGAAGUACCCUUUGCACAACACAAAAAUCGACCAUUUGGUGUGGAGAUUAAAUCAGAGCCAGUGGCUGGUAUACUGCCACUGGAUCUACUGAAUAUUACACAAUAUCCCCCUGCUGUAUUUCCAUCCCGUUGCAGGAAUAUUACCCAUUGUCGUUCUGUUACAGCAUUCCAUCAGAUCCACUGGCUGUCCAACAAGAUCCCAGAGUCCUGUGUCCUGAUCAUCUUGGGCGUCUUACUGGGCAUCGUCGUCUUCUUCACCGUCGAUGACGGCAACGGAACCUCAUCCUGUAGCUACAACUUCGAGGUUCCUCACUUUACGUCAGACAAGUUCUUCUUCGUUCUGCUUCCUCCCAUCAUCUUAGAGUCUGCCUACUCCCUCCAUGAUCGUGCCUUCUUUGACAACUUAGGCACAGUCCUCGUGUUUGCCGUGAUUGGAACGCUGUUCAAUAUCUUCACCAUAGGUCCAGCUCUGUAUGGCGUUGCACAAGGAGGCCUAAUGGGCGCCAUUGCUAUUGGCUUCACAGAGACCUUAGUAUUUUCCUCCCUCAUCUCGGCCGUGGACCCCGUGGCAGUGUUGGCCAUUUUCCAGGAGCUUGGCGUUAACAAGGAUCUCUAUUUCCUUGUCUUUGGGGAAUCUCUUCUCAAUGACGGCGUCACCAUCGUCGUGUACACCACCUUGACCUCGUUCGUCACCAUGGAGGUCAUCUCGGCAGGUCAAUAUGCCCUCGCCGUCGCCUCCUUCUUCAUCGUGGUGUUUGCGGGAGCGAUCAUCGGCAUUCUGUUCGGAUGCGUGACGGCGCUCAUCACCAAGUACACUGCUGAAGUCAGAGUGGUGGAGCCCCUGGCACUUCUUGGCCUCGCGUACCUCUGCUACCUCACGGCGGAACUCUUUCAUUUCUCAGGAAUCAUCAGUCUCAUCAUGUGUGGACUCUUCCAGGCAAAUUAUGCCUUUCAGAAUAUUUCACAGAAGUCUUACACGUGCGUCAAAUACUUCACUAAGAUGGCCAGUGCCACAAGCGACACCAUUAUCUUCAUGUUCUUGGGAAUGGCCUUGGUGAGCAAGGACCACAUCUGGCACCCUGGCUUUAUCCUGUGGACUAUUGGGUUCUGCUUAAUCUUCAGGUUCAUUGGGGUAGCUCUUUUAACCAUAGUCAUGAAUCAUUAUCGAAUGAAGAAGAUUGGGCUUCAAGAACAAUUCAUCACAGCGUACGGAGGCUUAAGAGGAGCCGUGGCCUUCUCUCUGGCCAACAUGUUAGAUCAAACAGUUGACCCGAGGAGGAUAUUCAUCACUACAACUCUUAUGGUCAUUUUAUUCACGGGUUUCAUACAGGGAAUAUCAAUCAAGCCCCUAGUGAACCUCUUGAGAAUACAGAAGAAACGCUCAGACCAUAAGAAACUGAAUGAAGAAAUCAACGACACUGCCAUGGACCACAUCAUGGCGGGCGUCGAGGAAAUUCUAGGGCAGCACGGAGACUUCUAUCUUCGGGAGCUGAUUAUCCACUACAAUGACAAGUAUCUCAAGAAGUGGUUUGUCAAGCCUUGCAGUGAAUCCAAGCUCACGAGACUCUUCGAGAAAAUUGCAAUUUCAGAACAUUACGCCCAUCUCUACGGCCCAGUGGCAAUGAUAGAAGAUAAAGUGAAGCCAUUGGUGACGAAAUCCGCUGCUUCUAAGAGAAUUCGCACGAUAUCUGUCUCUCCGUCGCAUAAUGAUGAAAUUCUGCUUCAACCCAAUUUAAGCUUAGAAGACGAAGAAGACGAUGAGUUUGAAGAAGAGGAGAACAAGGUUAUCCAACCAGCUGAGCCAGUAGAGCUGAGAAGGAAGCCCACGUACUUACCUAUAAGGAGGAGCCGAGUGGCGUCAGAAUCCAGUGUCACCGAGCCGCAGGUACAGCGGUCUCAUGAUGCACAAACACUACGGAAAGCCUUCAGAAACAACCCCUAUAAUAAGCUCCAUUACAAGUACAACCCAAACCUCGUGGGGGAGGAGGACCAGGAGCUAGCGGAGCAUCUGCAUCGCCGACACCUGAACGCCCGCCGCAUGACGCGCCUCGCAUCCUGUUCCCGUCUUCCUGUAUCCAACAUUGUCGAGUCUUUACGACCUAAAACAGAAAUAAAUUUUGGGCAUCUUGAAGAUGGUGUCGCAGAGCUGGUGCAACGCCAUCAUGAACGUCGGAGCACCAUGUCCUUGCGCAGACGUCCUUAUCCGUUGCAAGCCUGCUUCUCUUCCCCUGAACCUGGAAAUCCCAUGGCUUCACCCACCAUUCUGAGGGAUCUCCGGGAAGCCUCUGAACCCCGGUCUAGCCUUCCUGACAUCAGAGAUCAUGACUCGCACUCUCGCCACAGUGCUUCGGCCUCCAUGAGGGGAGAGCAGCAGCGUUUAUUCCCAGACAGGUCGGAGAGUGAAGGGACAGCAAACCCUGAAGUGACUUACCGGAAUGAAAAGUCGAAUGAAGAAGUUCCUAUGGUUGCUACAUCUACUAACAUGCAACCAUCGAGUCCAAAGAAACCAGAUUCAGAAAAUGAGGAUGUGGUUUGAUGAAUUAUGAAAAAUCUAGAAGCACAAAUAAACAUUGAAAAAAAGAAAUGGGUAACUAGGUCUACUUUUAUAUCACAAAUGGGUUCCCUGUGGCUUUACACAAUGCAUAUGGUACAAGUGAGAGUUUAGCAUGGUUUAUAUUUGCUACUUGAUAGAGGUAGUAACUGAGAGUUGUUUUAACUUACUCUGAAACUGAUGCAAAAUUAGUUAUUUUUUUAGCAUUCUCUUGUAACAUAUUUAUAUCAAUAAUUCAUUCAUGUUAUUAAAUGCCACUGAGGCUGGUGCAUUAAUUAGAUUUCUAAAUUAAUUGAAUGGUAAUAUGACAAUUUCUAUUCUUAUUGUUGAAUAUUAAACACUUUGUAGAUAAUACCAAAUCUAUAUGUUGUUUAAUGCAUAUACCUACAAGUUAUGUACAAUAAAAAAUAUAUUUUCUCUUGAGAAAUGAAUAAACAAUAACAUAAUAUGAAAAGUCCAUAUAUUUUCAUAUGGAUUUAUAGAUA